AUGGACACAAUCAGAUCCCUCCUCUCCUACCUUAUCCCCAGUCUCCCCCCCUCUGAACCCUCUCCCAUCACCCUCCACGGCCCUACAGGCCGCUACCCCACAAGCCCAGAACACGACUACACUUUCACGCUCCCAGACGGCCGCACACUCGGCUAUGCACAGUACGGCUCACUUACAGGAAAGUCGAUCUUCUUCUUCCACGGGCUCCCCGCAUGCCGCAUUGAGGGCGUCUACUUCCACGAGCUAGGCUUGAAAUAUGGAGCGAGGAUUAUUGCUACGGACAGACCAGGUCUGGGCUUGAGUUCUCCGCAUCCGGCCAGGAUUUUGCUGGAUUACCCGAGGGAUAUCGAGAAGUUGGCGAGACAUCUUGGGGUCGAGGAGUAUGCUAUCAUGGGUGCCUCCGGCGCCGGCCCCUCCAUCCUCGCCUGCGCCUACGCCCUCCCCCCUUCCUCCCUCAAAGCCGCCUCCCUAAUCUGCUGCUGCGGCCCCUCCAACCUCAUCGGCCACCGCGGCGGCGCCUGGGCCCACAAACUCGGCUUCCCCUACGGCUGGCGCUACUCCCCCGCCUGGCUAAUUUCCUGGGCUAUGAAGAACAUCUUCCUGGGCCCCGUCGGCCGCGUCGACCUACCCAUCGAGACGCGCGUUAGACAGAUGCUGCAUCCGAAAAUGCUGGCUUCUCACCAUGCUAAGGACUUGGACAUCAUGAAAGACGAGGAUGCGCUGUGGACUAUGGUGACCUCUGCAAACCGCGCGUACGGACACAGUUUUGCAGGCGCGUGCCAGGACGGCGCCGUCACGUGCAGUGACUGGGGUUUUAGGAUUCGGGAUAUCCGCGGCGAUUUGCCAGUAAUGAUGUGGUAUGGGACGCUGGAUAUGAAUGUGCCGAUUAGUCAUGGGGACUACAUCGCGGCGGAGCUUGGGUUAAGGGCUGGGGCGGAAGGGAAAACAGAGUACCACGUGAGCGAGGAUACGCAUACGAGUGUUUUCUUCAAUAAUAAAGAGGAGGCGUUGAAGGAGGUGUUGAAGACGUUUUGA
Molecule: messenger RNA, 1035 nt
Organism: Didymosphaeria variabile
Lineage: Eukaryota; Fungi; Ascomycota; Dothideomycetes; Pleosporales; Didymosphaeriaceae
Exons: 2
Coding region: 1-1035 (344 amino acids)
Source: RefSeq, a predicted model, not a curated record